Molecule: messenger RNA, 1674 nt
Organism: Trichobilharzia regenti
Lineage: Eukaryota; Metazoa; Platyhelminthes; Trematoda; Strigeidida; Schistosomatidae
Source: the annotation of a GenBank genome assembly
GAUGCUUUCGAACUAUAAUCUAUCGAUAGCACCGACUCAAUGUAAUUUAAAACAUUAAUGUCGUUAUUAAAAAUCAGUCCUCAAUUAUUAUGGACAUGUAACUGUUGGAUGUGAUGAAGAAGUUCACGAUAAGGGUAUUCUUUCUUCACUAACCAGUCUUAUUAAUGGAGAUCUUUAAUCAGCUAAAAUAUUGACGAAGCCUUCAAAUAUCAAUCAACCUGAUUUUAUAGUAGUUCUGAUGAUUAGAAUAAAUUGCCUACAUCGCCUUUUGAAGAAAAAUGAACCAUUUUUCAAUUUAUCAGUGUCACAAUUCAGAUAUUCAACAAUAUAUAAAUCUUUGCAUAUUCCUGUUAUGCAAUCAGAAAUCAUUGAGUAUACACAGCCUAAACCGGGCCAAGUAUAUUUAGAUAUGACUUUUGGUACUGGAGGUCAUGCAAAUGAAAUAUUAAAAUAUGCAUCAAAUAAUUUAACUUGUUACUUCUUAGACCGUGAUCCAACAAGUUUACGUUAUAUGCAACAACUUCAAACAGCACAUAGUUCAUCGAAUCAUCGAAUACAACCGUUAAUUGGACGAUUCAGUGAUCUUCCUGAACUACUAAAUAAAUUUGAUAUAAAAUAUCAUUCAAUUGAUUUAAUUCUUAUGGAUUUGGGUGUCAGCUCUCCCCAGUUGGAUAAUGAAUCACGUGGAUUUGCUUUUAGACAUGAUGCUCCAUUAGAUAUGCGUAUGAAUCAAAGUCAAUGUGUACAAAAAGAUACACCAACUGCAGCCGAAAUUGUUAAUACACUGAAUGCAGAAGAUCUGUCUAAAAUAUUCAGUAUUUAUGGUGAAGAACGCUACUCUAAUCGUAUAGCUGAUGUUAUAGUCGAUUAUAGAAAUGAUGUUGGCGCUAUCCAAACAACAAAACAGUUAGCGGAUUUAGUUCGAUCUGUUAUCCCAGGGAAAAGAGAAGAAAGUGGUUCGAUUCACCCUGCUACACGAGUAUUUCAAGCGUUACGUAUAUUUGUCAAUGAUGAAUUAAAUGAAUUAUGCAUUGGUUUACAGUUAGCUAAUAAUUUACUAAAGUCUGGUGGUUAUUUAGCUGUUAUAUCAUUUCAUUCAUUAGAAGAUCGUUUAGUUAAAUGGUUAUUUAAGUAUGAUUGUGAACAAUUAUCAGUGUCCAAGUAUUUGUCGUAUCGUAGUCGAAACAUUGAAGUGACGAAUCUUUCUAAAAGAUGCCAAUAUCAAGAGAAUGUGAACACUGAUGAAAAUGAAUCAUUUAAUACUGUAAAUAAAAUGGUGAAAUGGAGUUUUGUCAUCGGACCAUUAACUCCUUCAGACUCUGAAAUUGACUCCAAUCCACGAAGUCGUUCAGCAAAAUUACGAAUAGCCAGAAAAGCUUGAUCAAAAAAGAAAAAGAAGAGGACGGGAAAACCUAAGAAGUCAGAUUAUGUCAGAACAUCAUUGUAAAUAGUGUACAUAUAUUGUAUGCGACACGAAAUUUUCAUAUUUUGAAUCAUAGCUUUCAGAGUCAUGUCUUACUAAGCUCUUUUUACUUCGGCAAAAUUGGUCUUACAGAUUAUUCUGUUGUAUAAUUACUGCUAAUAUUAUUGGCAGUCGAAAAGAGAAAUGAAUAACCUGUAACCACACAUUCGAAACAGAUAUUUUUAUAUACUAACCAGUGAGUCACAUUUAAU